GCAUUGGUUGAUUGUUUCCGUAAAGAAGUAGUGUUUCGAAGUCCAGGAAAACCGGAAAUCACCUUCCGUGGUGAGAGAAACAUUCUCUCCUCUUGCCUGAUUUCGGCCAUUACGGCUGAAAAGCUUAUGAAUAAAGGUUGUCAGGCUUAUUUAGCACACAUUGUGGAUACAAAGAGGGCGGUGUUGAACAUUGAGGAUAUUCCUGUGGUCAGGAAGUUUCCGGAUGUGUUUCCUGAUGAACUACCUGGUUUACCUCCAGAAAGGGAAAUAGAUUUUACCAUUGAGUUGCUCCCUGGUACUGCACCUAUAUAUCAGGCACCUUAUAGAAUGGCCCCAGCUGAGUUAAAGGAGUUGAAGACCCAGUUACAGGAGUUGUUGGAUAAAGGUUUCAUUCGGCCAAGUGUGUCCCCUUGGGGUGCGCCGGUGCUUUUUGUUAAGAAGAAGGAUGGCACUUUGAGGUUGUGUAUUGAUUAUAGAAAAUUGAAUAAGGUCACAGUGAAGAACAAGUAUCCAUUACCACGGAUUGAUGAUUUAUUUGACCAAUUGCGGGGUGCCAAAGUCUUUUCUAAGAUUGAUUUGAGGACAGGUUAUCACCAGCUACGGAUAAGAGAGUCCGAUGUACCCAAGACCGCAUUCCGAUCACGUUAUGGUCACUACGAAUUUGUGGUGAUGCCUUUUGGAUUAACCAAUGCUCCUGCAGCCUUUAUGGAUCUCAUGAAUCGAGUAUUCCGCCCAUACUUGGACCGUUUUGUAAUUGUGUUCAUUGAUGACAUUCUGGUUUACUCCAAGAGUGAGGAGCUUCAUAUUAAGCAAUUGAGGCUUGUACUUCGGACUUUGAGGGAGGCUAGACUGUAUGCUAAGUUGAGUAAGUGUGAAUUCUGGCUUAACAGCAUAGGAUUCUUGGGUCAUGUGGUAUCAGCUGAAGGUAUUAGUGUGGAUCCUCAGAAGGUGGAAGCGGUUUUGAAUUGGGGAAGACCCACCACAGUGACGGAGAUUCGUAGUUUCUUGGGUUUAGCCGGUUAUUAUCGGCGGUUCGUGCAGGAUUUCUCUAAGCUUGCAGCCCCCCUCACUAAAUUGACCAGGAAAAGUGCUAAAUUUGUUUGGUCGGAUGAGUGUGAGCAAAGUUUCCAAGAACUCAAAAGACGUUUAACUUGUGCCCCAGUUUUAGUAUUGCCUGAUGAUAGCGGGGAGUAUGUGAUUUACAGCGAUGCCUCAAGACAAGGUUUAGGUUGUGUGUUGAUGCAGCAUGGAAAUGUGAUUGCUUACGCAUCUAGGCAGUUGAAACCUCACGAAAUGAACUACCCGACUCAUGACCUUGAGCUUGCUGCUGUAGUUUUGGCACUUAAGCUAUGGAGACACUACCUUUAUGGAGCCCGAUGCCAGAUUUUUACGGAUCACAAAAGUCUCCAAUAUCUACUUGACCAAAGGGACUUAAAUUUGAGGCAAAGGAGGUGGUUAGAGUUGAUUAAGGAUUAUGAUUGCACUAUCGAGUACCAUCCAGGAAGGGCCAAUGUGGUAGCGGAUGCACUUAGUCGAAAGCCCUCUAGCUCUUUAGCCCAUUUGAAGACAGUUCGAGUCCCUUUACUUUAUGAAUUGCGAUCUACAGGAGUUAAUUUGGCGAUUGAAGAAGGGUCUGGAGCAUUGUUAGCUAGCUUCCAUGUGAGGCCGAAUCUCAUUGAUAGGGUGCGGGAGGCACAAGAUGAAGAUGAAUAUUUAAGACAAUUAAAAGAAGCAGUGAGUGAUGGUACUAGAACGGACUUUAUUCUUAGAAGAGAUGGAGCCUUGAUGUUUGAGAAUAGAAUGUGUGUACCUAACCUUCAUGAUCUUAAACGGGAAAUUUUGGAGGAGGCUCAUAGUUCUGCUUACGCUAUGCAUCCUGGCGGGACAAAAAUGUAUCGAACUUUGAAACCAUACUAUUGGUGGAGAAAUAUGAAAAGGGAAAUUGCAAAGUAUGUGAGUAGGUGCUUGAUAUGCCAACAGGUAAAAGCAGAAAGACAGAAACCUUCAGGAUUGCUACAGCCGUUGCCUAUUCCGGAGUGGAAGUGGGAGCACAUCACCAUGGAUUUUAUUUCAGGUCUUCCACGAACUCGCGAUGGUCAUGAUAGUAUUUGGGUGAUUGUGGAUCGACUCACCAAGUCUGCUCAUUUCUUACCUGUUAACAAGACUUAUGGGAUGAACAAGCUGGCGAAACUUUAUGUGAAUGAAAUCGUGAAACUUCAUGGACCACCCGUUUCCAUUGUCUCUGAUCGAGAUCCUCGUUUCACCUCAAAAUUUUGGAAGAGUCUGCAUGAGGCUUUAGGUACUGGAUUAAGUUUUAGCACGGCAUUUCAUCCACAGACUGAUGGGCAAUCUGAGAGAACUAUCCAAACCUUGGAAGACAUGUUGAGAUCAUGUGUUAUGCAAUUCAAAGGAAGUUGGGAUAGCCAUCUGGCAUUGAUUGAGUUUGCUUACAAUAAUAGCUAUCAUUCCAGUAUUGACAUGGCUCCUUACGAAGCUCUCUAUGGAAGACAGUGCCGUACUCCUUUAUGUUGGAAUGAAGUGGGAGAAAGAAAGCUCAUAGGUCCAGAGAUUGUACGGAUUACCACCGAAAAGGUUAAGUUGAUCCAGGAGAAACUCAGGACUGCUCAGAGUCGACAAAAGAGUUAUGCGGAUAACCGCAGGAAAGACUUGGAAUUUCAAGAGGGUGAUUGGGUAUUCUUGAAAUUGUCCCCUUGGAAGGGUGUAGUAAGAUUUGGAAAGCGAGGGAAGCUUAGUCCCCGAUUUAUUGGACCUUUUAUGAUUAAAGAUCGAGUUGGCCCAGUUGCAUACAGACUGAUUCUACCUCCGAGGUUAUCAAAGAUUCAUGAUGUCUUCCACGUGUCCCUGCUCCGCAAGUAUAUUGCUGAUCCCUCCCAUGUUUUAGAAGAACAGCCCAUUCGUUUGAAGGAGGACCUUACUUAUGAGGAGAAACCGAUCCAGAUACUCGACAGGAGAGAGCAGGUCCUUAGAAACAAGACGAUACCUUUAGUUAAAGUAUUGUGGAGUAAUCAUUUGGUGGAAGAAGCCACUUGGGAACCGGAAGAUUUAAUGAGACGACAGUACCCCCAUCUGUUCUGACAGAUUGCAGUGUUGUUGCU
Molecule: messenger RNA, 3116 nt
Organism: Rosa chinensis
Lineage: Eukaryota; Viridiplantae; Streptophyta; Magnoliopsida; Rosales; Rosaceae
Product: transposon Ty3-G Gag-Pol polyprotein
Exons: 2
Coding region: 127-3096 (989 amino acids)
Biological process (GO): DNA integration
Molecular function (GO): nucleic acid binding
Source: RefSeq, a predicted model, not a curated record